CCAGUGCCAUUGAUCUCUAUUCACAUUUCACACUGACACCGAGCGCCUGACAAACAGUGAGAGGGCAGGCGCAGUCGCACGACGAGCGAAGUGGAGCGGAUCAGCAGCUGGCUGGGGCUUUAAAAAGGAGCGAGAGAGGGAGGGAGAUACGGAGCGACCAUCAAAACAGUGUUGUGCAGUUCCAGAAGCGGAGUCUGCGUACGGGAUUUACUUUUAGAAGACGGUCUCCGCUGGUCUCCGUUUUCUUUUCGUAGACGAGAAACUGGAAGGCGAACACGGCGCGCUCAUGGAUCCGUUGCAACGCGCUGUUUGGCUUCUGUGAGGGAAGUACGACUUGGCUAAAGAAGCAGCUGCGGGGGGAAGGAAGCUCCCUUUUUAUCAAAGUGAAACCUAAGGAGAAGGCAACGGGGACGCCAAACUUUCUGCUUUUUUAAUUUGGGUGACGGGGUGCGGAUAAAAUCAAGGAGGCUCAGAAGACUGAGCGGCGCAACCCGAAUCCAGUGCGAUGGCCGGGAUUGUACGGAAGUAAGAGAGACGCAGCCAGGCGCCCCCUCCCUACAAUUUAAGGAGGCAUGUUGUGGCCGCUUCAUUGAACUCUCAAGGAGGGGGUGGAAAUCGUGCACGGGAGUUUAUUUUUUAGGGGGUUCGCCACUUGCUUUGGACCCAGCACCAGGCGACACCCCCAUUAUUGGAUUCUACAGUCUGACGCCCCCGUUGUUUGGAUGUAAACAGCACGAAUCGGUGGUUUUGCUCACUAGGGGACCUCUUGUCGUUUUGGAUAACUUUAUUGACAAGUCCUGUGCGACACUAAACUUUUGCCGUGGCGUUACUGAUUUUCUUUUUGUCGCAGCCACCAAUUCCCGCAUUGGUACGGGAACCUUUAUAAAAAAAAAAAGAAGAACACAACUGGCACCAUAAAAGCCCUGGAAAGGAAAUGCCAAUCGCCUCCACUUCUCAGCCCACACAAGAGCCCUGCUUCUAUUCGCGGUUGCGCCCCGUUUCCGACGCCGUUCCCAAGACGAGCCAUGCUUGUGAUGAGAGGGGGGUGUCUGGUCCAGAGCAGGCUCAGCUCGGGGGUGGCGGAGGGGUCAGGGGCCACCGGCGGCGGUGGCAGUGGUGCAGGCAGACUGCUGACGGCGUCUACUUCCUCCCUUCCUUCCCAUUCCCCUCCUACCACCUCCUCAUCUUACCACCAUUCGCAUCCCCCUCUCCCGGAACCCCCAAGAACUCGGUCCCGAUCUCGCUCCGGAUUUCUCCAACACGGUAUGAACAGCAAUACAAGCAACACUACUUCCUUCCAACAACCGCAUGGCGGAGGCGGCCACUUUCCGCAGCACAGUCCCGGGUGCGACUCGACAGGUGCCUCCAACCGCGCUGAGGGUCGUUCAAUCGGAGGCGAUCACCGCUCCACAGCAGCAUAAGGAUUGGCAGCAACCCAGGUGCAAAAUGCAGGUAUGGUGUAAUCAUUCUGAACAUGGAUCCCUGCAAGAGCAGAAGAGCUGUGAUAUUUUAGGAGGCCUUGAAGUUACUUUUCACCAUCAGUCUGCACAUCGUGAACAGGCUAGCAAUGAUGACAGUGAUAAGAGUGAAGACAGUCCAAGCCCGAAGCGCCAACGGCUUUCCCAUACACUCUUUGAGUAUACUACUGCUUCACCCAAUCCUUCUCCACCAAUCAGACCAUGGGAAAUGGCAGCAAGUAGGCAGCCACCUUCAGUACAGCUCACGCAACAUCAUCUCUCAGGGGAACCAUGCAGCAUGCCAGGCCGAAAUAGACGAAGUCCUCCAGCUCGGCGCCAACGUGGUCGAAGAGAUCGUGUGAUUAGACACAACUCUAGUAGUCAGGAUGAAAACUACCAUCAUCUUUCUUAUGGACAGCAGCCAAACAUAGAAGAGCCUCGCGCCUUUCACCCUCCUAAUGUAUCCCAGCGUUUGCUACACACUACUGCACACCCUUCUCAACAAAAUACAGUUAUGGUUGACAUUCAUGAACAGAUUCACCAAGGUACAGUUCCAGUUUCAUACACUGUCACCACUGUUGCACCUCAUGGUAUACCACUUUGCACAGGUCAGCAUAUCCCAGCUUGCAACACUCAGCAAGUUCCAGGAUGUUCGGUGGUUUUCAGUGGGCAGCACUAUCCUGUAUGCAGUGUGCCUCCCCCAAUGCUCCAGGCUUGUUCUGUCCAGCACUUGCCAGUCCCUUACGCUUUCCCACCCAUUAUCUCUGGUGACCCAUUUCUAAUACACCCACCUCACUUACCACAUCAUCCACCACACUUGCCUCCUGCCGGCCAAUUUGUCCCCUUCCAGACACAGCAGUCUCGCUCGCCACUACAAAGGAUAGAAAACGAAGUGGAACUGCUUGGAGAUCACCUCUCUGUGGGUCCAGGUUUCACAUAUCCUCCUUCUGCACAUCAUGCAACACUGCCACCUUCAGCACCUCUCCAGUUCCUAUCCCACGAACCUCUCCACCAAGAGCUCUUUGGAGUACCUUAUCCUCACUUGCUGCCUAGAAGAAUUCCAAGUCGCAGAUAUCGUUCACAACAACCACUGCCACCAGCGCCUUAUCAUCCCAGCUUUUUGCCAUACUUUCUCUCAAUGCUUCCAGUGCAACCCACUGUGGGACCAGCUUUCAGUUUAGAACUUGCAGACGUUGAUGAUGGAGAGGUUGAAAACUAUGAGGCACUUCUAAACUUGGCUGAGCGACUUGGAGAAGCAAAACCCAGGGGUUUGAUGAAAGCAGACAUUGAACAACUUCCAUCAUACAGAUUCAAUCCAAACAAUCACCAGUCUGAACAGACAUUAUGUGUUGUUUGCAUGUGCGAUUUUGAAUCCCGGCAACUACUUAGAGUCUUACCUUGCAACCACGAAUUCCAUGCCAAGUGUGUUGACAAAUGGCUCAAAGCAAACCGAACAUGUCCAAUUUGCAGAGCUGAUGCUUCCGAAGUACAUCGUGAUUCAGAAUGACCAAUAUUGUAGCACACGUUCUAGAUAGAAGAUAUAACUAUCUCUACACAAAAUGUGUAACAGAACUUUUUGAUUUUACCUUGCAAUGCCCUGUAUAUUUGUUUGGUUUUAUUAGUGGCUUCCAGCCUUCUCUUUUACAAAAAAAAGGUCGGUGGACCUUCCUUUGCACUGUGUGGUUUGAAUCAGUUAUUAAGCUUAUAUAUUAUAGUCUUCACAAUUAUGGAUUUGUUCUACUAACUGUGUGAUUGGAACUCCAAAGAUUUUUGUUCGUUUGUUCUUUUUUUAAAUUUUUUUUUUUUGGCUUAACUUGUACGUGUGCACUAACAUUCCCUGGUUUUUGUGUGAGCAUUCCAAGUUUUGAGUAUUGCUUUAAUGGUUACUACAUAUGUAAUCUUUAAGCAAGUGCUUUUACAUUUGAAAAUGUUUUAAAAAGGAAAAAUAUAAGAAAGAGGUAGCCCCCCAUCAUAAAACAAUCUACCUUACAUAAAACCUUUGAAUACUGUGAGCUAGAGUGGUCACUGUGUGUGUGUAUGUUUGUCUAAGUGUGUAAAGAGUGAGUGUGCAAUUGUAACCACAUGUACUUGUGUAUAUGUGCGUAAACGGGUUUGUGCUUGCAGGAAUGAGUGCAAUUGGUACGUUUUAUAUACCAGCAUGUCCUAAGGCCGUUGUGGUUGUAUUGUAUGCAUAUGUGCGAUAUUAUGCUGCAGUGUGAUAUUUUGUGUGUUAUUUAUACAGUACUCGUACUGUACCCUGUUUUCAGUUCUUUUUCCUUUAUUUUCUACUGAAUACAUAAGGUGCAUCAGUAUCAAAUCCCAUAUAGUGGCAGAGGGAUAAUCUGUAUUGCUAAUCAUUAUUGUUGAAAUGUGAUUUUAUUGUUUUGAAAAGUGGACUUUCCUCCCUCAUAAAUAAAACUGCCGUUUUUAAAAAAGAUUCCUCGAUUUUAUAUGUUCACAUGUCCUAAUAUACUCUAACAGAAAUGGCUAUUGGCAUUCUUUUCGCACAAAAAUAACAAAAGAUAGUCUUGUGCCUAAACCAUUAAAGUUUUUUUUUUUUUUUUUCUUCUUCUUCUUUAAGUAGGUUUUUUUUUUUUUUUAAGCAUGCCAUAAAAUAAUCUUAUCUGCGUAUCCAUUUUGGAUUACACUUAUUUAAAAUUGUUUACACUACUGUCCUCUGCUUGAAACAAAGCUAUAUAUAACAAAUAUAAGCAGAAAUAAGGAAGCUUGAUUGUAAAUCAGAUUAGGAAAGUGUAGACUAGGCAGUGUUCUCAGUUAAACAUUUAUGGCUUAUAUUCUGAAUAUAAACAUAAUAAGGAUUUUGUUGAUUUUUAUGUUUAUGUCUGAAUUUACCACAAUACUUUUGUUUUAUUUACACGAACUGACUUUCUGCUGCAGAAAUAAUUUGUGCUGAAGAUUUGAUUGACCCCUCCGCUAUAUAGUAGACAUUUUAAUUAUAUAGAUAUAACACACACCACUGUGCAAGUAUUGCUGCUUGUAUACAAUAUAUACCAUGCAUUUACUAAACAUGCUUGUGUUAAUAAUGCAUGAUGUUCCUUAUUGCUGCUUAGGCCAUUUAUCUUUUGUUCUUUUAUAAGUUAGAUAUCAGAUUUAUUUUUCACAGUAAUUAACUGCCAUGUUGCCAGAGUCCCCAACAUCUUCACCUCCAUGUACUGAAAGAUAACCCAGUGAGCUCAUGUUGUGACUUGAUAAUCUGACAUCUAGAGUAUUAAUUCAGUAUCUUGUCCCAAUAUGUAAAACAAUAUUAGAAAGCUUGGAUUUGCAUUUAUGCAGGUAUCAGCCAAUGCCUUUUUAUUAUGUGGACAUUGGUAAAUGUGCAAUUUGUUGGCUGAGUAAUGCACUAUUCGAGUAAUUCAGAUGUCUUACUUCUGGAUUUAUAAACAGCUGGAGAUGCAAUGCUUUUUCAUCUUGAGACAUGUGUUGGUCACUUUCAUAUAUGUAUUCAGGAUAGAUAUUGUUUUUUACAGUUUUCCAUUAAUAACAGAAAAGAAUUAGCAAGAUUUAUUUUCACAUGGAAAACAUGCAUUCAAUUUGUAAAUCUAUAUUAGUGCUUGUGUUAAUAAGUUACAUACUCCCAUAUAUGCAUGCAUUUUGUUUUUUAGUAGUUCAUUAGAGGUGGUGGUGAUAUGGCAAAGUAUGAUUGUAAUGAACAGCCAAGCAAGUAAUUUUAUAAAACAUAUGGUUUGGCUGUGAAUAUUAGGUUGAAGACAUACAUUGGUAAAAAGAGUUAUGUUGUGUUGUCGAUGUAUAGUGUGUGUCCAAGCUAGUUGGAAAUGUAUGUUCUUAUGCUGUUCAUAGUGUGCUUUAAAUCACUGAAAAAAAUACUAAUCAUCAGAUUAACAAGUCUCAGAUGGAGAAUCUGCACUUUAAAAGCCAUAAUAAUUGAGCUAUGAAUAGAAUUGGGUCUUGUUUGUGUUUUGUUUUGUUUUGCUUUGCUAGGGGGAAAAUAUUAGAUAUGUAAGAACAAUGCAUAACAAGACUCUGGCAUUUAUGUUCAGGUGGGCUGAUGCAUCUUGGCAGUGUUAAAUGUUAUCUUGUUGUUAGUCUAAAACAAAACUCACAAUUUUAUUAAGACUUUACAAAUGGAGCUUCCUGAUACAGAAUUUAAAGCAUUUCUAUGCUUUAAGUAUAAAACUGACUUAAAUUCUUUGCCUUUUGAGGUAACGGGAGAAGAGAUGGUGAUUAUUGCACUUGUCAUUUUAACCACUUUGGAAUUCCUGUCUCUGUAGAUAACCAGGCUUACAGUCUUUACUGUGUUACAUUAGUGUUUACCAUUUUGAAGCAUACUGUUAAAAUUUGACAAAACUCCAUUGAAAUAGACUCAAAAAGUUAGGAUAAUUUGGAUGCAAAAUGUCUUCUGACUUGGGUAAAGAAAAGAGACAUAAGCUUGUGCAGUGCAUAAAGCAGUUGAAUUGGAAAGAGUUUUGCAUUAGCUGAUUGAGCAGAUCAGCUGAUUUAUUGAUUUGUGCAUCUCCCGUGACCUCUUUCGAUUUCUGUUUCUUCCCACUUGUAUUCAAAAUUGCUAACUUGGCCUAAAGACACCCCACAUUUUUCUUAGAAAGUUAAUUUAAGAACUUUACUCCCACUUUUUUUUAUUACUAUUAACAUAACACUUUGAAAUUGUUAUGUUUAAAAUUAUAUCUGAUGUUUGUACUGUUAGUCAUAUUUAAAAAGUGAUAUAUAUAUAUAUAUAUAUAUAAGAAAAUACAUAUAUAUUUUCUUUUAACCAUGACUCUGGCAUCUUUAGUCUGUUUUGGGUGGGUUAUCUUAAAGCCUAUGUAAAAGUUAGCGAUUUUAUUCUUCUGGGUAAAUUUGCAGUUACCUCAUUAUUUUUAUUAUGUGAUUGAAAAUUUGUCAAAGAAGUUUGAAAGAACCUGUUGUAUCUGUUUUGUCAACAUCUGCAUUCAUUUCUUAUACACUAUUGUAUCAUUAACAUGAUGUAGUUUCAAACGUAUUAUAUCUGUAACCAAAUCAUUUGAAGGCUUGGUAAAUUUCUAGCAAAAUUUGUACAUUUUUUAUGAGAGUUAUUAGUAAUGCUUUACUAAGUAGUUCAACGAAUUUUUAUUUUUAAUCCCUGUGCCCAAAUUUUGAAUUUGAGAGGGUUAUUCAUUAAUAAAUGUAAGACGUUUACCUCUGCUU
Messenger RNA from Polypterus senegalus (gray bichir), 6617 nucleotides. RefSeq names its product E3 ubiquitin-protein ligase RNF38-like. Bases 1309 to 2964 code for a protein of 551 amino acids. The transcript has 13 exons. Lineage: Eukaryota; Metazoa; Chordata; Cladistia; Polypteriformes; Polypteridae. The record is from RefSeq and is a predicted model, not a curated record.